Messenger RNA from Mauremys reevesii (Reeves's turtle), 2156 nucleotides. It is a transcript of the gene GSG1, whose product is annotated as germ cell associated 1. The coding region runs from base 1116 to 2078 and encodes 320 amino acids. NCBI's taxonomy places the organism in Eukaryota, Metazoa, Chordata, Testudines, Geoemydidae. The record is from RefSeq and is a predicted model, not a curated record. The transcript has 8 exons. Gene Ontology annotation, cellular component: plasma membrane.
AGUGCUGCAGGUCAAAUUUCUAAAUGCAUGUUGGCAGAGCCAUGGGACAUCCUUAGGAUUGAAAUAUCAGGUUUUCCAGUGUCACGACUGAGGUUAUUUGUUUGGCGUAUGCAAUCCAGUCAAGCCAAGCCACAGCAUUCUUUAUCAACGAUGUUCAAGGCAUGAAGACCUCCAGGACAUUGAGUCAUUUUGCAGUUCUCGACAAUGGGUGUCAUAGUUUGUGGCUGCCUACACUGACAUCGUGGACUGUCUCGACAAUGCCACCGAAAUUCCGCUGCAAAACAAAUUCCAUGUCCAGUACAAAACCGGUUCAGAAGGGUCCAUUGCCUUCGCGGAAAAUCAAACCUGGGUUCAAGCUGAGUGAGGUCUGAGACAAGAUAAUUAUUUGUCACUUUCUCUGUGGAGCAUGAAGCCCACCACACAUCCUCUACUGUAAAUACCUCAACCGGUAAACUUAUCCACAAUGGGCGACUUGAGGGCAGAUGACCAUGUGGUGGAUCAAACAAGUCUUUAAUUAACAGUAGAUGUGGCAUAUUACUCACUUUUGUCACAAGCUUUGCUAUGCUUUCCUCUCUACAAUCACUGGGUGGAGCAAUGUUGCAGAGAACCAGUAACCAUGGUAGAGGAGUAGAUUUAAGUGCGCCUGAAAUAAUAAGCAUGGUGGAAUUAAGUCGUACGUCCAUCAUCUUUGUGUGAGACAAAUGAGCCCAUGCUGAAGCACAAUACUCCGCCGUUGAAUAACAGAAUGCCAAGGCUGAAGUGUGUAAUGUUUGGGUGUAGGCGCCCACUAUUGAGGUGCAUUGGCAGAGCUGAGAGCCAAGUCCCAGGCCUGGAAUAACAAAGGACUGGAGAGCACUGGCAGAGCUGUUCGGUGUGCCCACACUGGGUUAGCGAAGGGGGCUCCUGUCGCGUUCAGUGCACAGAGUGGACAAGGCUCCGGGGAUGAAUCAGGGCUGUGUUGUGGAGGAGGCUGUUGUCUCUAGGACCCCUGCCGUAUUUAUUGCAGAAGGUAGAAGGCACAGGAGGUUAGCUGCAGAGGCUUUCCAGAUGCCAGAAGUUGUCUGACCAGUUACUGUCAGUAAGUGCUUGGCUUUUGUAGAAGGAAACUUUUCCGGAUGGAACUGCUGAAGAUCCUGCCUUGGCAUCGUGCUGUCUUGGCAGUUGUCCUGAAUCUGCUGGCUCUCUGCCUCUCUACCACAGCCUUGCUUGCCAGCUACUGGUGUGUUGGGACCCAGAAGGUGCCCAAGCCUUUGUGUGGAAAGGGCAAAGCCACCAAGUGCAUCGGUGUGCAUGUGUCCGCGGACGGAGGUGCUACCAAUUCUUCAUCCCAGGACGUAGUGCACUACAGCUGGGAGACCGGGGACGACCGCUUUGCCUUCCGAUACUUCCACACGGGCAUGUGGCUUUCCUGUGAGGAGAACAUGGAAGGGCCAGAUGAGAAAUGUCGUAGCUUCAUUGAGCUUUCACCCCCCGCAGAGAGAGGAAUCCUGUGGCUGGCGUUGGGGUCGGAGAUGGUCUACAUCAGCUUGCUGGUCAUUAGUUUCAUCCUGCUGCUGAUAGAAAUGCUGUACACUGGGAAUCCAGUCUGCGGGCUGAAGCUCAAUGCCUUCGCUGCUGUCUCCUCUGUGCUGUCUGGUCUGCUGGGGAUGGUGGCUCACAUGAUGUACUCACAAGUCUUCCAAGCGACUGUCAAUCUGGGGCCAGAGGACUGGAGACCGCACUCGUGGGACUAUGGCUGGGCUUUCUACAUGGCCUGGGCCUCCUUCACCUGCUGCAUGGCCUCUGCUGUUACCACCCUCAACACUUACACCAAGACCGUGCUGGAGUUCAAGCGUAAUCAUAUCAAAGGCUAUGAUGGGAGCUUCAAGGACCAGUCACAGCACCAUCAGUGCUUCAUGUCGCAGCAGCAGCACAGGGAGCAGAUGAGCAGCUACUACCAGCAGCGAGACAAGUCUCUCCACUCCAUCUCAGAGGGGGUCGACUUUUACUCUGAGCUGCAGCAGAAGGUGCUACAGCGGGAACCUGAACUGGAGCUAGAUGAGGUUUUGGGACAGUCCAUGGAAGAAGAUCGCUGUUAGGGAGUGGGGAGCAGGCUGCUUGGGAAGCAGUAGGGAGAUUGAGGUCUGAACCAAAUACUAGUAUCAUUGUUAUCAAGU